CAGUAAAAAGCUGAAAAGGCAGCCUCAUCCCGUUCAUUUCAUAAACCCCAGAAUUCAUUAAAUAUUCCCGUUUCAGGAAAUUUUCAAUCAAUGGCGCCUGAUUCUAAAUCGAUUGACGGAACUGCAGUCGACAACACUCUCCAAGCUAUCUGCUACAAACGUGGUUCCCUUCAGUUGCUUGACCAGAUAAAACUCCCUUUGGAAACCGUGUACUUAGAUAUUCAAGGUUCAAUUGAUGGAUGGAACGCAAUUCGAGAUAUGGUGGUUCGAGGGGCGCCUGCUAUGGCCACAGCGGCUGCCCUUUCACUGGCGGUUGAAAUUGCCAACUUAAUGGACUUUAAGGGGACAUCUAAGGAUGCUGCUUCUUUCCUCGAAACCAAAUUAGAAUAUUGUCACAAGGAAAGACAAGCAGCCAACCUUCAUCCUUCAUGCAUGCACAAUGGUCUCAAAAUUCAUUAUAUUAUAUGCCAACUGUGCCUCCUCAUGCUACAUCAAAUGUCAGCAAGCACCAAUCGGGCUACCUCAACCGAUUCCAUCAAGUUGCAUUCACCAAUGUCAAAAUGGAUUUCACCUAAACCAUUGAAAUAA
Hibiscus syriacus is the source of this 588-nucleotide messenger RNA. Its product is annotated as methylthioribose-1-phosphate isomerase-like. Bases 91 to 588 code for a protein of 165 amino acids. The transcript is spliced from 4 exons. Gene Ontology annotation, molecular function: S-methyl-5-thioribose-1-phosphate isomerase activity. The record is from RefSeq and is a predicted model, not a curated record. Lineage: Eukaryota; Viridiplantae; Streptophyta; Magnoliopsida; Malvales; Malvaceae.